AUGGCGUGUCUGGAGCGCCGCUGUCGCGACGCCGCCACCUUCGACUUCUGGACCGACUACCUGGGGCUGUGCGCGCUGGUGGGCCCGGCCCGGCCGCCCGCCGCCCCCGCGCUGCCGGCUGCGCCCUGCCCCUGCGCCCUGCGCGACGGCGGCUGCUCCGCGCCCGGCCCCGCCGCCGCCCUGCGCGACCUGGAGCAGCGCUUCGCCCUGCUGCGCCCCUUCCAGCCCGCCGGCGGCGGGGCGCUGCGCCCGGGCCGCGGCCGGGCCUCGGAGGGCGGCUGCGCGGCCGGCCCGGGCCCCUUCGAGCUGCUGGGCGCGGAGCGCAAGGGGCGCAGGGGGCCCCCAGGCGGCGGCCGGGCCAAGCCCGAGCCCAAGAUCUGCGUCUUCUGCCGGAACAACGGGGCGCCCCAGGAGGUGUUCGGCUCGCACGUGCUCAAGAGCCUGGACGGCCGGGUGCUGUGCCCGAUCCUGCGCGCCUACACCUGCCCGCUCUGCAGCGCCCGCGGCGACAACGCGCACACCAUCAAGUACUGCCCGCUCUCCCGCCAGCCGCCGCCGCAGCGCGCCCUCAAGGGCCGGGCCGCGGGCCGCCGCCUCCCCCUCUUCUAG
This is a messenger RNA of Emys orbicularis (European pond turtle), 609 nucleotides long. Its product is annotated as nanos homolog 1-like. Gene Ontology annotation, molecular function: mRNA binding; zinc ion binding. The record is from RefSeq and is a predicted model, not a curated record. Lineage: Eukaryota; Metazoa; Chordata; Testudines; Emydidae. Gene Ontology annotation, biological process: oogenesis; negative regulation of translation. Gene Ontology annotation, cellular component: perinuclear region of cytoplasm. The coding region runs from base 1 to 609 and encodes 202 amino acids. The transcript has a single exon.